This is a messenger RNA of Acanthaster planci (crown-of-thorns starfish), 8640 nucleotides long. It is a transcript of the gene suco, whose product is annotated as SUN domain containing ossification factor. The record is from RefSeq and is a predicted model, not a curated record. Lineage: Eukaryota; Metazoa; Echinodermata; Asteroidea; Valvatida; Acanthasteridae. Gene Ontology annotation, biological process: protein folding in endoplasmic reticulum. Gene Ontology annotation, cellular component: cytoplasm; membrane.
UGUACAUGUACGUUAGUCAAUGAUCAAGAACGUGUACAUUACAUACAUGUACGUGGGCGUACGGGUAUCGUACCGGUUAUGCCGGUACUCGUGGAAAACGUGCAGUGGUAGGACGUUUUUGAAAGAAAAAUAGAGAAAGAUGGUGACCUAGAGUCAACUUACGGACCAAUAAAAUGGUUUGGUUCUUGUGCCUUGGUAUAUGGCGGAUAUUUCUGUUUGCUUUUCUUGUAUGGGCUCACUCUCAGACUGGCCUGGCCAGGGUGAAUGUGAAAGCUGACCAUGGAAUCAGCGGUAAUCAACAAGGCUUCCAGGGAACUGCCAACAUUCCUCAGAGCUUGGAAGACAAGAUUGAUGCCAAGGAAAACCCCUCCAAAAACAAGUUUACAACAGAAAGUCACACACCGGAAAGCCUACCAGCAACCAAUCAGAUGCAGGAGCUACAGUCAUGUGACAGUCAACAGCCUGUCCAAGAUAGUGUGGUUACUCAGCUGGGCCGGGAACGGGAGGAAUUGCAGAAUAUUAAUAGCCUGCCAGGUGACAGCAUCAAACAAGAAGCUAAUCCCCUUGAAAAUGGUCCACUGGGAGCUGAACUAGGUGCAGGACGUUCAUCAGCUUCAGAAGAAAACAAGCAAGCGAUGGAAGAUCUGGAGAUACCAAGCAGAGAUGGAAAAGGUAUGAGAGAGGAACGAGCUGUCAGGGAAGACACGGCUAGCCACGCAGAUGAAUUGAUGGAGAGCAACCUACACAUGCCAACAGAUCAUCGGAUCAACUCCAACAAUAAACGAUUGGAAGCUCAUGAAGAACUUCCAGACAGCCUAGCACCUCAUUCAGAAAAGCCAGAUUUGCACAACCAGAAACCGACAGAGACAGAACAAAUGGAUGCCAAAGAGGAAAUCCCUUCUCUGAAUUUGGAAAGUGUCAGAGACACUGCAGACCUUGAUAUCCAAACCCAGCAACUGGACCAAAAAGAAUCAGAUGCUGACCCGGGGAAAGCCACAGCGCCUGGGACAAUCAGAAGCCAAGAAGCAGGUGAAGACAUCGCACCACCGAUAGAGGAGGAGACCCAACGGGGUUCCUCCGAACCCCUCAAACAGGCGGAUCUCCCCAACCAGGACGUGUCUCUCCCAAAAGAUCCUGCCGAAGACUCGGUUGAUGGUGCUUCUAGUAGAGAGGAUCAGGCCCCUAGAGAACGCUCGGCUUCUGUUGAUGCACCUCCUGAGACUCCUGAAAAGAAAGUGGAAGAGGUUUCCCCAGAAGAACCAAAAGUAGAGCUAGUAAUUGUCGACAAGGAUGAGCCUACAAAGAAAAUCGAAGAUGAAAAGAAGGAUGUUGCAGAAAAGGUAGAAAAAUCGGAGGAAGGAAAGAAGUCAGACAUGCCCCAGAAAGAAGAGGAGGAGAUGCCCUCGUUCGAUGAAUGGAAGCAGAAGAUGUUGGAGCAGCAUGAGCAAGAGAGACAGCAAGGCCAAGCCGGUAAAGGCAAUGCAGCCCCUCCCCCACGCACCUUCAGCUUAACGGAGAAUAGCAAGAACCAUGCCUCGUCAGAUUGCGGUGCCAAGAUCCUGAACGUCAACAAGGAGUCCCAGAAUGCCCCUGCCAUCCUCCAGUCCAAUCGGGACGUCUACACCUUGAAUCCAUGCUCUGCAAGUAUAUGGUUUUCUGUGGAGCUGUGUGAGCCUAUUCAAGUCAAGUACAUAGAAAUAGCCAACUAUGAGUUGUUUUCAUCUGUACCCGAGAGCUUUCGUGUCUCCAUCAGUGAUAGAUUUCCGACUCGCGAAUGGCGACAGCUGGGAACAUUCCACGCUCGUGACGAGCGCUCACUGCAGAGCUUUCCUGUCCACGAGGAGACCAUGUUUGCCAAGUACAUGAAGAUUGAGAUGCUGACGUUCUUUGGUAGUGAGCACUACUGUCCUCUCAGCACGCUCAGAGUGUUUGGCACCAGUAUGGUGGAAGAGAUCGACGAAGAGAAUGUUGCAUCAGAUAGCAUACAUGAAGAUACAGAAGUCUUGCCAGCCCAUCCAACACAGGCCCCCAGUGAGGGUGACAGCGGCUUGUUGCAAAGCGCCAAGGGUCUGGUCAGAGACCUCAUGAACGCCAUCACGGGCAAUGGCAACGGGAAGGAGACUCCUCCCUGCGAUGGUAAGAAUGGGUCUUGUCCCGAGACAGAGAUGCUGCCGUGCUUACCAGAAGAUGAACCGAAAGAGUUUCAGUCUGAGCGUUCCAAUCGGUCAGUGACUGUGGAAGAAGCACAGCAGUGCAACUACCAGAAUACGUCCGAUUUUAGUCUGGACUCGGCACGGUUCGACAAGGAGUGCCGAGGAUUAACGUUUUGCUUCAGUCCAAAUUAUGGUGAAAAGUUCCAGGACUGCUGCGUGAGGGAGGUCGCGACGUCGUUAACUACUCAUUCGUUUCUAUGCUGCAAAGAUAUGCUGAAAUUGUCACUUUACCGCAGUGUCCGCACUCCAGAGCCUUCCGCAGGUCAGAAGGACCCAUUGCACCCUUUGAAAGAGGUUCAGCAUGCUUCUCAGAUGAAGGAGCAGACAGGAACUUCAGUAGAUGAACUCAAAAUUCUGUCGGAUUCGACCACAUCCAAUGAGACAUCUCAACAGAAACUUGACAGUGAUAAAGACCCAACUCCGCAUCAAGGGACUGUGCCAGGCAACAGUCUAGAAGUCCCCCCUAGUGGUGCCACGUCAUCCGCUUCCACCUCACCCUCUGAAAUACAGAGACAGUCAGAAUCGCAGGUGAGGCCAACAAGGUCCCCGUCACCACCGCGAGCCCCUACAGAGGCAGAGACGGGUAACAUGCUCCCCUCGCCAACCCCUUCCUUAAAGCCCACCUGCGCCACCAUGCCUGUGGAGCACCCUGAGACUGUGCUACGCCCACCGAUCAACAUUCAGCCUGCUGCUGUGCAGGGGGUGAGAGAGGAUCAGGAUCUGAGAGGUCCGGAGCAGAUGCCUUCCAGCGAAGUCCAGCUGGUUGCAAAAGGCACUCCAGCUGUGUCCCUCAAGGCAGAGAAGGUGAAGACUGAGACCACUGAUCCACAGCCGUCAGCUGAGACGGACGACAGUGCUAAGGUAGGAGAGCAAAGAGCAGAGGUGAAGAAUGAACAGCGGGAGAAAGCACCAAGUGAAGAAGCAUCACCCAAGGAACCUAAAACCCCAGUUGCAAGUUCUGAGAUGGCCUCCAAAGAUUCAUCAGCUGCGAAUAAAUCAGAUGCUGCGAACUCUCCAAGCAAGAGCGGACAAGCAUAUGCCACGGAGAAGGACUCGGCCAAAAUGCCGGAAGCUGACGACACAAGGAAGAGCAUUAAAACAGAAGCCAAAGAGACCCCUGAAGCAGAGUUGGAGCCCAAAUCGGGAGAUUCCAGGGGCAAAGUGCCUGAGAGCGCCAAGCCGUCAGAGACAGCCGGGAAGGGAACCAAGACCCUCCCGGACUCAGGAGCCAACGGAAGCAGCAGCAUCGGUUCUAUUGCACAGAAGGAAUCAGUCUUCAUGAGGUUGAACAAUCGUAUCAAGUCGCUGGAGCUGAAUAUGUCACUGAGCAGCAGGUACCUGGAGGAACUAAGCCAAAGGUAUCGCAAGCGGAUGGACGAGAUGCAGAAAGCCUUCAACAAGACCAUCCAGGCACUGACAGAAAAUGCCCAGAAAGCAGAGGAGAAGGACCAGAAACAGCAGGAGUAUAUUGCCCAGCUGGAAGAUCAGAUGUCAGAGGUCAUGAUGAACCUUGAGGCAACCAAUCAAAGAUUAGAGAGCCUCCAUAGAGAGGUCACUGAGCGACACCUGUUCCUCAUGGUCAUUGAGAUUCUCCUCAUGAGCUUCAUCUUCCUCCUCUGCCUGAGACGGCUGCGCAAGAGCCGCCCCGUGGCUAGUCACGGCCCGCCGGUCGUGGUCCGCAGCCACGAUAAUGGGAUCCGUAGAAACUCACAUCCGUCGACUCCAAGGAGGAAGGAGCACGAGGAGAAGCACCUACUGCCCCGAGUCAGCCAGCGAACGAUAUCAGGAGGUAGCUGUGAUGAUCUUCUAAUCAUUGGCCCCAGCACUCCUUUCUUAGAAUCCCUUCAACAGGCCAAUGAGCCUGCGCGACAGAAACCAAAGAACAAAGCCAAGCACAAACCUUUGAAGAGCGUCUCCAACCCCUCAGUGCUGCAGAACCACCAGCCCGGUCCCCCAGCCAAGCGGGCCACCAAGAUGACGGCCGCUGGCGUCCUUUUCAGAGGGCCUGCCUUCGGCGGGGGCCGGACACCCCCGGACUCGCCCACUGAUUCCGUCCACAGGACGCUCAGCGCUGAGGAGAUAUCCAGCCGCGUGCAGGACGUCGGGAGGGGUGCUGCCCCUAUGAAGCAGCAGUAUCCAAGAGCGGGCGGCAAGCACCCGGCGAAGAAGCAAGGGUUGAUGAUGAAUGGCCGCAGGUAGCAGGAGAUACGGCUGUCCAAAGAUACCCAGAUAUCCUACCAUAUCCAGGCAUAGCAGAUAUCAAGGUCUGCUUGGGCUAACCAAAUUACAAAAAAUGUGUGCUAAAUUUGUUCAUUGUUCGAUUCGAGGUACUAUGUACAAAUACUCACCUUGUUAUUUCUCGUUCCAAAAGGAAGGUUUUUCAUGUUCCUCUAAGGCACUUUCAGAAACGUCUCUUUUUGUCAUUGGACUUGCUUGAAUGAGACAUCAAGUGCUGCUGUUUUUCUUUUCUUUUUAUGGUUAUCUUUGUCCUAUUUAAGGAAAAUUUUUGCUCCGGGCUGUUAGUACCAUGCUUUUUCCGAGUUCUUACUUCUUACAACUCAAGUAUUCAUUGACCUGUAACCUUCUAGGGCAUGCAACAAAAUGUAUUGACUUGUGUUAAAGGCCAAAUGAGCAGUAGAUAUUUUGAUGUUUAAAGGAUAGUGUGUUUGUCCCUGUGCCAUUUUCCACUGGCAUUUUACUCUCCAAAGUCUGUGCUGUCUCUGAUUAAAUAUUCAAUAUUUAGAUCUAGCUUUCUGGCUUGAUCUUUUAUUGAACAAGGAGCACCAUGUUACCUGUCUAACAUUACUUUUUUCUGCAUGUGGUCAGUUCAAAGGCAUUCCUUUUUUCCCAGCAUGAAGUAACGUCGUAAAUAUCUGCACAGGUAAUGCAUUGCAUUAUUUUUUUUGUAUCCUUACCAAAUUCUGUACAGAAAUAGUUAUAUUUUAAACCUACGAUAAUGUUCAUAUUAUAUACUCUUUAUUCCUUGUUUUGUUGCAAUAUUUACAUUUGAUGGGUUCCCUUAGUUCCAAAGUGAGUCAUUUUUUCAGAUUUGGUUUAAAGCACAGGUAAGAAAAGGCCGAGGCUAUUUCUUGGCAGAGACACUUGCAACCAGCAGGUGGAUUUCCUUGACUCCGAUCGAUCAGGUUGAAUGUUUGAGCCCAGCUGGGGAAGCUGAAGAUUGUCAGCAGUUAAAUGUGGAAUGUUGGCAUGUGCAUGCAAUGGGCUCUUUGACUGAUUGUUUGAGUUGGUUUGGUUUGUCAUGUAUUCAUUUUUGUGGCAAAGCACAAUUUGGCACUUAGUGCAGUUAUGUGAAAUGAGUCCCAUAUUAGUUCUUGUUUUUUUCCUGCAGGAGAUAAAAUUAGAAACCCAGCAUCUCAUUGUAAUAGAUGACAGAUUUAUUUGAAUGACACGGGUCAGGCAUGGAUUUCCAUAGAACAUUCUGCAAAAAUUAGCAGAUAAUGGCCAUCACAGUUCACAAGUAUUUACCCAAUAUUUCCCCCUCAGAUAUGUACUUGGUUUGAGAUGUACAAUACUAUUAUAUCUUCUCUGCAAGUCAAAAGCAUUUGGGUAUUUUUGCUCUUUUUGGGCAACUUUGGCAAGAUGAUAGCUCUAGAAAAAUGGGAAAUUGCACAAAUGACAAAUGUUUAUGAUUACAUUGGUAACGUAUAACGAUUAAUUUCCGUGAGGUGAUAGAAUGUUCCAUUCCCAUGAGUUGAAGCCGAGUGGAAUUGAACAUUUCAUCUGCCACUGAAUGAAACAAUUCUUUCCUGGACGUAGUUCCUGCAUUACCCGGAUUAUCCCUGAAUAAAUCAAUCUUGAAUAAAUCCCUGCUUGAGCUAUGAUUUCUUUUGACUGUGGAAUAGAACUUCUAUUUAACAUGGAUCAGAACUGCUGUUUACCAUGGAAUGGAACUUCCAUUUUGUUGGGCACCCAUGCCAGGCAUUGGGACCAAUGAUUCAAUGAUACAUGAUCAAUGACCUAAUCAGACGACAGGGAUUUAUUCAGGUAUUGUUUAAGACCAAAUUAAUGUGGCUUUUUCAUCUAAAAGAUGAUCAGCGGAGUGAAGUAAGCCAAGUUUCCCAUGUUGUCACUCGCAUGUACCAGUGUAAUGCACGUUUUCUGCUUUUGUUGUAUUCGCUUCACAAAUACAACCCAUUGGAAUGUUAAAAAAGGAUGGACACAGUAACAGUAAAAAAGAAGGCAAUUUCAUGAAACAAGCUGCGCUAACGUGACAAGUGCAUUAGUGAGUGGAGACUUGGAAACUUAGUGCAUGUUCAUACAGAGUACUCAUAUGCCACUGAAAGCGCAUCAUAUUGUGUGCCAUGGUAGAAAGGUGCACGUGGCAAUUAGCUUUUUUUUUUACCAAACUGCUAAGACAUUGUGACCUGUGAAAAUUGGUUUUUAUUUAGGAUGGUAGAAGUUUUUAAAAGAGGAAUAAUUGAUUAGGAGAAUGGACGCUGAUUAUGGCCGAGCCGAAGACAUUAUCAGCGUCCAUUCUCUUGAGCCGGUCUUAAAACGAACGUUUAAUAAAGGCCGGCUGAGCACAGUUUAUUCCCGUUCUUUAAUGAAUUGCGAAGUGAAAACGUACAAAAUUACAAAUUUCUAAACGAUUUUGUUCAACUUUUUUUAAGCACCGCUUUAGCCAUGCUAUAUGUGUUCCACUCGAGAAUAAUCCAAAACAAUCUCUUUAUAUUUUGGUGUGGAGAUUUGCGAGUUUGGGGCACACUGCGUGAGGUGGUCAGUGCCCCUCGCUGCUCUCACAGUCUGGCUGGGAUGGGCAAGCGUGUUUCGCAGAUUUUUUGUGAAGGAAACACUACACAGCUGUGGUCACGCCGAGCAUUAUGCGUUACUCGCUGUCUUAUUCCUUACAAGAAGAAGUUCAAAGGAACGCUAUCCGCUGAGUUCUCGACAAACUACCGGUAAACGUCUGAUACAUUUACCCUUGCGCCAGCACCCCGUAAGGGCGGUGGGGGCCGAGAUGGUAGGUGCACAGCUAGCCACUGGUUUCAACUGUGAUGGGCUCUCGGCCAAUAGGAGCGGCUAAACCCUGAUAAUAUCCACGAAUAAAGGCGCCUUUCCGUUUGUGUGUCAACACUUGCGCCAAGCGUUGUGUAUCAGUCAAAAUCGCUCCCAGGCGGGGCGAUUUGGAGUUAUAUUCAUGGGUCGGUUUUUGUGUCCAUGAAACGCACCGAAAAACGUGCAUGUGGAAAAGCACCUUAACCCUUCUUUGAUGCAGGGUUGUAAGCACUGUUCUCUUUAUGCAUUCUGAGAGCUUGCGAAUAAACAAUUUUGGGUUCAGAAUGGUGGUUCUGUCCACAUGAGUAAUGUGGAGGUUUAUGGGUUUGCGUCGUAAUCAACAUCGAUCAAUGUUACAUUAAUAUUGGCAUAAGGGUCAUGCUAUAAACUUGGGGUCUGACAUGUGACAAUUUUCCGGUUACACCUGACUUGUAUAAUAUGGCAAGGGAUAUAUCACUGAAAUUGAUUUAAAACUAGUUUUAUUUGUUGGCAGGUAAUUUGCAGUACUUAGUCAAUUUGAGAAAUUACAGCAUGACUUCUAAACAUGAAACAGUCGUACGCCAGAUGUAACAGGGACGGGGAAAAUUGGACCCCAAAUUUAAAGAAUGACCCAUUAUCUAGUGAUGUUUGGGCACUUGCGCACCUGUGUAUAAUUGUGAAUGAAAGGUUUAUUUCAGAGAUGUCUUAUUGACCGGAUCGUCAGUUCUGUCUGUGAGAGUAUUGUCUUCAUGUUCGUUCGUUCGUUCGAUUUAAUCAGUACAUGUAGACCGGAUUCUAAUUACAGGUACUUUACGUCAAAUGCCAGACGCCAGCAAGUAGUUCCACUCACAGGGUUGUUCGUGGCUUGAUUGAAAAAGGAACUUUGUUUGGUUUAAUUAAGGUUUACCGCUCUUCAUUACCUGCUAAAUAUGAUUUACACUUGUAAUUUUUAUGCAAAGUUGUUUUAAAAACAUAUUUAUGCAUCUUGAUCACUGUGCCUUCCCUAGGUAAUUCUAAACAGCUGCACGGCUGGAAAUAUACAGCAUUUUUGGAGAAAUGCUUAAGUGCACACCAUUGCAGUGGGGCUGUAUUUAUUCUUCCACCGGCGUACAAAUAGAGGCUAUGCGUGGUAACCAUAUUGCAGGGCAGUUCUUUUGUUCCACAGGGAAGCCUCCUUUGUGCAUACCCUAUGGAACAAAAGCUUUGACCUACAAGAUGGCAGCAAUGCAAACCCUCUAUAAUCAGAGUGAACGAGUACGACAGAGCAAAUAGAAUUAAAGUUUCUCCUCGGUGUAAAUACAGUAUUAAUUAAGCGUUCACCAAAUAAGCAACCAAGCUAAUUAAUAUGCAAUAUGAAUGUCUCCACUGUGUUCUAUCCAAUUGUAAGCUCCAUGAGUAAUAAAUGUUCGCACGUGGACGGUUUUCAAAACUA